Molecule: messenger RNA, 4475 nt
Organism: Suillus clintonianus
Lineage: Eukaryota; Fungi; Basidiomycota; Agaricomycetes; Boletales; Suillaceae
Product: P-loop containing nucleoside triphosphate hydrolase protein
Exons: 12
Coding region: 84-4055 (1323 amino acids)
Biological process (GO): interstrand cross-link repair; replication fork reversal; double-strand break repair via synthesis-dependent strand annealing
Molecular function (GO): four-way junction helicase activity; 3'-5' DNA helicase activity; four-way junction DNA binding
Source: RefSeq, a predicted model, not a curated record
CGUAAUUCAUGGAAUGAAUAAACUAUCACCGUCCAUUUCGCGUUCUGGUCGUUUGUCUCUUUCCUAUUCUUCCUAUCCUCGCAAUGAGCUCGUCUGAUUAUGGAUUUGACGAUGAACUUGACUCAACUAUCUUGAACGAAUGGGACACCAUCGAGGCCGCUCAUCGCCCUCCGCUUCGAAGCCCUCCUAAGCCUAAGCCACCCCCGCCUGCGGCCAAGGUGCCCAAACCCCUGGACGAAGAGGAUUCGUUCUUCGAUCUUUCUCUUGAGAUUGAUGAUGCAGAGCUUCAGCGUCUAGACACGUUCAUCGAUGCAGUGUACAAGGGAAAUGCAAAACCAGUGGCUGGCCCAAGCAAUCAUGCGCGGCCUUCUUCCAAGAAUACUGUGCAAAGAACCCUAUUCGGAGAUGUCGCGAAACCGACAGCGUCCUCGAGUACGCAAAGUCCCACCAAACGUUCUUCGCACCAGCGGGCGAAGUCGAGUCCCCGCAAACCUUUUGGCCGGCAAGCACCUCAGACGAAGCAAUGGGAUCAUACAGUGUUUGCAAAGUCAGGCUGGAAAAAGCCAAAGACCGUCAAAGGUAAGGGAAGAAGUGAUGGAGACGAGGACGAUGAGGAGCAUGUAGAAUUUGAGCAGUUCCCUGCUCCAUUCGUGUCAAUUGGACCUCCACCUUCUAUGAAACUCAAGGUCGACAUGCUCGAAGCUAAACACUGGAUCUAUCCUCUAAACCAACCAAAGCGUGACUAUCAAUUCAACAUCGUCAGACACUGCUUAUUUGACAACACUCUCGUUGCAUUGCCCACCGGAUUGGGGAAAACAUUCAUCGCAGGCGUCGUAAUGCUUAACUUUUAUCGCUGGUUUCCGAAGGGGAAAGUUGUGUUCGUCGCCCCAACAAAACCUCUGGUCGCGCAACAAAUCGACGCGUGCCACCGCACAUGCGGCAUUCCUGGUUGUGAUGCAGUCGAACUUACCGGAAACAACCCUCGAAUGUAUAGGUCCAGGAUGUGGGAAGACAAGCGAGUCUUUUACAUGACCCCUCAGACCCUCAUCAAUGAUCUGACUACGGAAAACUGCGAUGCACGGGAUAUCGUUCUUAUGGUUAUUGACGAGGCACAUAAGGGAACAGGAGAUUAUGCAUAUGCACAGGUCAUUCGUUUUUUGAUGGCCAAGAAUCCCCAUCAUCGCGUGCUGGCAUUAACAGCCACGCCCGGAAGCACACCUGAAGCUAUUCAGAGCAUCGUUGAUUCGCUGCAUAUUAGUCGCAUCGAGAUUCGUGAUGAAAAUAGUAUUGAUCUUCGUGAGUAUAUGCACAAGAAGGAAAUCAAACAGCACAUCAUCAAGAUGACUGACGAUGUUCUGAAAGCUCAGGAACUGCUGAAGGAAGUGAUGAUAACUAUUCUUAAACCACUCUCUAGCAGAGGGGUUAUUGAAGUUGUGGAUCCAGUCAAGAUGCAUCCUUAUCGUGCCCAGGCUACCAUGCAACGCAUCGGGGCCCAACGGAACAGUCCUCACAAAUGGGCAUUCUCAUCAUUGUCCAAGCUCGCAGCAUUGGCGCGUGCUAUGGGGUACCUGAUGGAAGCCAGCAUCGGCAUGUGUCACAACUGCCUACUGGAAAUCUCCGCUGAAAAGGAGGAUGAUUCCGGGAAGAAGAAGGGUUCCACAACGAGUGGCUUGCGUAAGGACAAGAAUUUUAUGGCUCUUCUUAGUGAGCUCGAGGUGCAGAAAGUCCGUCCGGGUGGAUAUGGCAUGCACCCAAAGAUGGAGACGCUGAAGAUGCUACUGUUGCAGUACUUCGGGGCACGAAUGGGUGAGGGGGAGGAGACGAGAGCUAUGGUGUUUGUGACAUACCGGGAGUGUGUGGAUGAGAUCGUACAUAUUCUUGAUGAGGAGAGUCCCCUCCUGAAGGUGACGAGGUUCAUUGGGCAGGGCACAGAUAAACAAGGCCGGAAGGGGUUUGCGCAGAAGGAGCAGCUUGAGGUCCUCAAGAAGUUCAAGGCUGGUGAAUUCAACGUGCUUGUCUCUACUUCUAUUGGCGAAGAGGGUCUCGACAUUGGCGAGGUUGACAUGAUUGUGUGUUAUGACGCACAAAAGACGCCAAUUCGCAUGCUUCAACGCGUCGGACGCACGGGCCGUAAACGGGACGGCUAUGUCCACGUCCUCCUCUCCGAGAUCCGCGAGGAGCUAAAUUGGGACAAAGCAAAGGACACAUACGGCGAGUUGCAAAAAUGUAUUGUCCGCGGUGAUCAGCUUGAACUUUAUGGCGACGUCCCACGACUCCUCCCUGAGCAUGCGAAGCCCCAAGUGCUCGAGAAGAGAAUGGAGAUUGAGGAGUACGUACGUCAAGAACAUGCUUCGCGAAAGAAGAGUGCAGUUGUCAACGACGAUGAUUCGUCUCCGAAGGGCAAGAAACGCAAGCGGAAUGAUGAUUUUGCUAGGAAUAUACCUCAAGGCGCAAGCGCGGGCUUUGUUAGCGUCAAAGACCUGCUUAUCAAAGGCGCAGACACGAAGACUAGGAAGAAGGCAAAGACGAAAGUGUUUGACCCCACAGCUGCAGAAGACGACUCGACAGACAUGGAAUUAGAGGCUAAUCUCAUGGAUAUGCGCCGUACUGCCUCGACGCCUGCUGAUCCCAGCACAAAGAAGAAGAACAAAUUGCGCACGACACGUACGAUGGAUCCAUCCAAGAAACGACAACCAGCAACGUCACGCAGGAAGGGGAAGGAAAAGGAAAAGGAACCACUGACCACCAGCCAAUUCUCGCGAAAAGGCGAUGACGAUGACGAUGAUAUCGAAAUCGAGCAGGGCAUUUCAUUAACUGCUCGCGAGGCCAUCGCUCGUAAAACCCCUUCCCCUAAGAAAAAGCGCCCAGUUUUGCCCCGAUAUCGCUCGUCUUCACCUGAUGCUCCAGUUUUGGUUCGGGAUUGUUCCAACAGUCCCCUAAAACCAUCUGCAACCCAAAGUCUUUCCUGUCAUCUGAUCGAAGACGAUGCACUACUUUUAAGUUCCUCAGAGGCGGAGAAUCCUUCAGCGCCAAGCAUUUUAUCUUCGUCACCGAUGAUAUACGAUGUGGAUGACGUGAUAGAGUUAUCAUCCUCCCAGCCGACACCCCAAACGGACCCUGAAGCCGCAGACUCUUCAUCGAUGUCGUGUGGUCCCAGAAACUGUCCGAUCAAUAAGCGCUAUAGACGGAAUGGGAGAAGUCCAGAAGGAUUUCCGGAUCGCUCGCCAUCAUUACCUCCAUCUUCAGACGGCGGGACGGGUAAUACGCAAAGCAUGGCGUGGCUACUAGGAUCAGACGAGGAACCUGACAUCCAAAUUAUGUCUUCUCCGCCCAUCGCGCCGCAGCAGGAGCGCCGCCCUCGCGUAGAUGGCUUAUUUGACGAUGAAAGUGUUGUAGACGGAAGACAUCUCUCGCCUGGGGCACUUCUAAUGCCGCCACCUCCUCUACCAUGCCGAGGUACCAUUCAGUCGCCCGCGCACUCUUCUGAUCAUGACAUUCCCGAUGCCUCAUUCGCUGUGCGGCCUGCUGGACGUUUUUCUAAGUCGCGUGCAGUAGCUGCAGAGCCUAACUCGCCUGCAUUGGAUAUGCCACCUCUUUCCCAGCGGCGUUUGAAACGAAAGGAUACGGAUAUCGUUUCUUGGGAAUCAAGUCCGGCCCCUAAGCGUAGCAAGCGAAAGUCAUUUGUACCUUUGCGCCAUAACCCGUGGUUGGACGGAGAAGCCGCCCACUCUGGUGACGAAGCAAGUGAAGGAUCGUCGCACUCGGAAGAUGAUGUUGAAAGCGAUUCCGAUCGCCAAUUCAUCAAGGACAUCGCAAACACUCAGAUUUCUCCUUCUUACGACCAGUCACUCGCUUAUCAACGAGGGUUGCUCACACAAGCCCUGCCGGGAGGUCCCGCAUUCGUCAACAGACCGGUGAGGAGGGGAAUAUACGCCAGAGGUGAGAGCGCAAAACGCCGGGCUGGUGUGUCAAGUUCUCCUGUACGUGAGGACGAUUUGGCAGACGAGUAUGCCAUCGGCAGCUUUGUCGUAGAUGAUGAUGAGGACAUUAUCUGAUCGAAGGAUAUUAAACAUGCAUGAUUAUCCUAUGUAUGUCGGUUUUGCAGUCUUUGAGUCUGAUACAUUACUGUUAUUACAUGCGGCUAUUAGUAUCAGUAACGUACGUUUUGGAUCUUAGACUGUCGGCUACAAGUCAGUUAGGUUGCUCAUUCUAUAGAACCGCCUGUGUGCACCUAAAUUCGCGGAGUGUUGGUAUAGCGAUGGUGACCUUUGCUUGAUGGACGCGAGGUUCAAUCUAGAACGAACGACUCUAGAGUUGAGCUUGUCAGAUAAAUCUCCGAGUUGUUCUUUGUGCAGCUAACUCAAAUCGAAUGUGUAAUGCUUUCAGGAUGCAGUUUAAGAGGCGUAGCUCACACCUAAAGCUUAAAUCCUGAGAAUUGAUUGAGCUGGACCAUGACCAGUACGGGAAGAAUGGAA